This is a messenger RNA of Fusarium redolens, 357 nucleotides long. RefSeq names its product mediator complex, subunit Med31. The transcript has 2 exons. Gene Ontology annotation, cellular component: core mediator complex; mediator complex. The record is from RefSeq and is a predicted model, not a curated record. Gene Ontology annotation, biological process: regulation of transcription by RNA polymerase II. The coding region runs from base 1 to 357 and encodes 118 amino acids. Gene Ontology annotation, molecular function: transcription coregulator activity. NCBI's taxonomy places the organism in Eukaryota, Fungi, Ascomycota, Sordariomycetes, Hypocreales, Nectriaceae.
AUGGGAUCGCCUCCUGAACCGCCCGCUCCAGCAGACCAAGAGCCCAAAUAUGGUGGCUAUUCACGAUUCGAGGUUGAGCUCGAGUUUGUCCAGUCCCUCGCAAAUCCGGCCUACCUCAACCACCUUGCGUCCCAGAAGCUUCUUAGCCAGCCCGCCUUUGUCGCAUAUCUUGCCUACCUACAAUACUGGAGCAAACCGCCGUAUCUCAAGUACCUAACGUACCCCGGCCCGACACUACGACAUCUCGAGCUCCUCCAGCAGGAGACGUUCCGACAGCAGAUCAUCAGCCCUGAUGUCGUAAGGGCACUAAUGGAGGAGGGCAUGAAGGCAUCCGUCGAUUGGCACCGAGAGAGCUAG